This is a messenger RNA of Anolis sagrei ordinatus, 2520 nucleotides long. It is a transcript of the gene UBE2D3, whose product is annotated as ubiquitin conjugating enzyme E2 D3. Gene Ontology annotation, molecular function: ubiquitin conjugating enzyme activity. Gene Ontology annotation, biological process: protein polyubiquitination. The record is from RefSeq and is a predicted model, not a curated record. Gene Ontology annotation, cellular component: nucleus. Lineage: Eukaryota; Metazoa; Chordata; Lepidosauria; Squamata; Anolidae.
AAUAAACAAACAGCACGAAGUGCGCAUGCGCGGGUGUAACAACACAAGCUUUUCCUCUCUGUGUCUCGAGCCAGAGCAAGCGCGGCCAGUCAGUCAGUCAAGUCAUCCAGGCUACGGUGGCGGUUAAGCGUUUGCAGGCCUCCUCCAAUCGGAAACCACGCCAAAGAGGGAGGGAGGGAGGGCAGCGGCGGAGGCGGGGCCUUUAUUUAGCCCCGCCCCUUUCUUCGGCCUCGCCAUCAGUGGCGGCGGCGGUGGCGCCUCAAGCUUUCACCCAGUCUUCCUUUCCUCGCAAACUCCGGCGGGCGUUUAGGCCUCAAGGGCUCGGGACCGAACUAGGCCGCGGGGAAGGCCUUCUCAGAGGUGGGACGAGCCAGAGGCGGAGGCGGUGACGUCGGCGCGGCUGGUUUCCGGAGGAAGGAGCGCGAGAAGAGAGCGAGAGAGGCAGGCAGGCUCCAUCCUCCGCAGGGAGGGAGUGCGGCGGCGGCAAGGCCCGGCGGAGAAGGCGGCGGAGAAGAAGGCGGAGGAGGAGCAGCAGCAGCAGCUGGAGCCCCGGCCAAGGCAGCGACACCGACGGAGCAGCGCCUCCCGCCCCUCGCCCACCAACCAUGGCCCUCAAGCGCAUCAACAAGGAACUUAGUGACUUGGCCCGUGAUCCACCAGCCCAGUGUUCUGCAGGCCCAGUUGGAGAUGACAUGUUUCAUUGGCAAGCCACAAUUAUGGGUCCUAAUGACAGUCCUUAUCAAGGUGGUGUUUUCUUCCUGACAAUUCAUUUUCCUACAGACUACCCUUUCAAACCACCCAAGGUUGCAUUUACAACAAGAAUUUAUCAUCCAAAUAUUAACAGUAAUGGCAGCAUUUGUCUCGACAUUCUAAGGUCACAGUGGUCUCCUGCUUUAACUAUCUCUAAAGUUCUCUUAUCCAUUUGUUCACUGCUAUGUGACCCAAACCCAGAUGAUCCCCUAGUGCCAGAGAUUGCACGUAUCUAUAAAACAGACAGAGACAAGUACAAUAGGUUAGCAAGAGAGUGGACAGAGAAAUACGCUAUGCUGUAGGGUACAACAGAAUAUCCCGGGAAUGGACUCAGAAGUAUGCCAUGUGAUGCUACCUUAAGUCAGAAUAACCUGCAUUAUAGCUGGAAUAAACUUUAAAUUACUGUUCCUUUUUGAUUUUCUUAUCCGGCUGCUCCCCUAUCAGACCUCAUCUUUUUUUUUUAUUUACCUCUAUCCAUUCAUGCACAUGCUCAUCUGAGAAGACUUUAGCUCUUCCAGCUUUGGACAAUAACUGCUUUUUAGAAUCUGUAAAGUAGUUAUACAAGAACAGUUGCCCAAGAUUCAGAAUUCUUUAAAUGGAGCAUGUGUGUUGUGGCCAAUGUCUUCACUCUAACUUGGUUAUGAGAUUGAAAUCAUUCCUCACUGCUCUAACCGUUCUACUGAAGAUAUCACCCAAAGGGAGGGGAGAUGGAUGUUCAGUUUGCUCACAUCACAGGGAAUAACAUUGCUGUAGCAUCAUCCAUCUUGUUUUAAAACCUUCCAGUGUUAGAGACUGAGGUUUCAUGACAUACUUGUGCUCAUAACUGGUAUGGCUGGAGAAUUGGUACAGAACUUGUAGCAUCAGCAGAACAGAACACGUGAUGUAUCUUAUGCAUGUCAAUAAAGGAAUGACCAGUUCUUGUUCUACAGAGAAUGGAAAUUGGAAGUCCAACAUCCCUUGUAUUCCAGAAUAGGGUCUCAGAACAUUUUUGUAACUCAUUUAAAUUUUGUUAGGAUGCCUGGAGCUAUUAGUUAAUCUAUCUUCCACAACCGAUAAAUAUAGCACUGAAUAAAUGAUGCAAGUUGUCAAUGGAUGAGUGAUCAACUAAUAGCUCUUCUAGUAAUUGAUUUUAUUUUCUUCAAUAAAGUUACAUAAACCAAUGAGUUAGCUGCCUGGAUUAAUCAACAUGGGAAACAAAAUCUUUUGUAAAAACAAAGGUGGUUUUGUAUAUACUUGUUGGGAUUUGCCUCAUUGUUUGGCAUCAAAUAAUGAUGUGAAGUUAGUAGAGUGAACUUUUUGCCAUGUUCAGUUAUCAAACUUGGUCUGUGUUCAGGUUGACACAUUGAUCAGCCCUGGAGUAUGCAGAACUAAUAAGCUAAUCUAGUAGUGUAGACUUUAGUGUGCUACACUAAAGGUACUGGGAGCCAAGAGUUCAAAUAUGAACUUGGGGCCCAGGUGAUAUAUGUACUGGUGUGUUGUGGAGACCUUUCCAGAUGCACCUAGCUUGUUGACUGAGAAGCUUUUCUUCACCUUGUACACUUAACAGCUGAAAGAUCUUUAUGUGGGAGUAAUGAGGCAAAAACUGAAAAAUAAAGUACUGUUUUGAUGUGGGAAUUGUCAUGAGGUUGUGUUGAAGUGACUUUUCUAUGUGAGAUAUUCACUAUCCAUCAAAGGACUACCAUGCUGCCACUUACAUUACUGAACAUCAAUGUUUGCAGUGGUCACUCAUUUUGGUGGCUAAAAUGAAUGAAUAAAGUCAUUGCUACUGGG